Crotalus tigris (Tiger rattlesnake) is the source of this 3653-nucleotide messenger RNA. It is a transcript of the gene USP13, whose product is annotated as ubiquitin specific peptidase 13. The record is from RefSeq and is a predicted model, not a curated record. NCBI's taxonomy places the organism in Eukaryota, Metazoa, Chordata, Lepidosauria, Squamata, Viperidae. Bases 187 to 2805 code for a protein of 872 amino acids. Gene Ontology annotation, biological process: protein deubiquitination. The transcript has 20 exons. Gene Ontology annotation, molecular function: cysteine-type deubiquitinase activity; zinc ion binding; protein binding.
AAGCAGCUGCGCCGCCGCGGCUCUGCCUUCCAUUGGAUUAAAAAUAGCGUCUCUCCGCCCCUCCGGACGGGCCGGCCUCGGCUGCGCGCUUCUACCCCUGUCCGCGUCUCUCUGCCCGGGCUCGGCCGACCGCUCGCGCCCCUAGCCAGCCAGCGCAGCUCUCGGGUCCGGCCGGCGGCGGGGAAGAUGGAGCGGGCCGCGUUGUUCGCACAAGGGCGGGAAGCGCCGAUGGCUGCCGGGGACGUGGGCGAGCUCUUGGUCCCCUACAUGCCCACCAUCCGGGUGCCCAAGACCGGCGAUCGCGUCUACAAGACCGAGUGUGCCUUCUCCUACGACUCGCCCGAUUCCGAAGGAGGCCUUUAUGUCUGCAUGAAUACUUUCCUGGGAUUUGGAAGGGAACAUGUAGAAAGGCAUUAUCGUAAGACUGGACAAUGUGUAUACUUGCAUAUCAAGAGGCACAUGAGAGAGAAGGUAACAGGGGCAUCUGGUGGAGCUUUACCAAAAAGGAGAAACACCAAGCUAUUUUUAGAUCUUGAAUCUAACGGUGAUUUAAAUAAUGAUGAUUAUGAGUAUGAGGAUGAAGCUAAACUUGUCAUAUUUCCAGACCACUAUGAAAUUCCUUUACCCAAUAUAGAAGAACUGCCAGCACUGGUGACAAUAGCUUGUGAUGCAGUCCUCAGUUCGAAAUCUCCCUACAGAAAGCAAGACCCAGACUCAUGGGAAGAAGAGCUGCAAAUCUCCAAACAUGCCAACACUCUGGUGCAAAUGGACAACGGGGUCAGGAUUCCACCAAGUGGCUGGAAGUGCUCCAAGUGUGACUUACGGGAGAAUCUUUGGCUAAACCUCACUGAUGGAUCAAUACUUUGUGGCAAAUGGUUUUUUGAUGGCAGUGGAGGAAACGGACAUGCGCUCGAACAUUACAAGGAGAUGGGUUAUCCCUUGGCGGUGAAGCUUGGAACAAUUACUCCUGAUGGUGCAGAUGUUUAUUCCUUUGAGGAAGAGGAGGCUGUUGUGGACCCUCAUGUUGCCAAACACUUAUCUCAUUUUGGAAUUGACAUGCUCCAAAUGCAUGUGACAGAGAAUGGCCUGAAAGAUAAUGACAUAAAACCCCGAGUUUCUGAAUGGGAAGUCAUUCAAGAGUCGGGGAUGAAACUGAAACCAAUGUAUGGACCUGGAUAUACUGGCAUGAAAAACUUGGGGAACAGCUGCUACAUCAACAGUAUAUUGCAAGCCAUUUUCAGUAUUCCUGAAUUUCAGAGGGCGUAUGUGGGAAACCUUCCAAGGAUAUUUGACUACUCUUCUUUGGACCCAACACAAGAUUUCAAUACUCAAAUGGCUAAAUUGGGACAUGGGCUUCUUUCAGGCCAGUAUUCGAAACCUCCAGUGAAAUCUGAGCUUAUUGAACAGGUGAUGAAGGAACAACACAAGCCUCAGCACAAUGGUAUUUCUCCACGCAUGUUCAAAGCUUUUGUAAGCAAAGGGCACCCCGAAUUUUCCUCCAUUCGGCAACAGGAUGCACUAGAAUUUUUUUUGCACCUUAUCAACCUGAUAGAGAGAAACCGGAUUGGCUCAGAAAACCCCAGCGAUGUCUUCCGUUUCUUGGUUGAAGAACGGACGCAGUGCUGCCAGACCAGAAAAGUACGCUACACGGAGAGAGUGGAGUAUCUCAUGCAAUUGCCUGUAGCAAUGGAAGCUGCAACAAACAAAGAUGAAUUGAUUGCCUAUGAAUUGAAGAGAAGAGAAGCAGAAACAGCAAGGAGGCCCCCACCAGAAGUGGUCCGGGCAAGGAUCCCUUUCAGUGCUUGUCUCCAGGCCUUUUCUGAACCAGAAAAUGUAGAGGACUUCUGGAGCAGCGCCCUUCAAGCCAAGUCUGCUGGCGUUAAAACGUCUCUCUUUGCUUCCUUUCCUGAAUACCUGGUGGUUCAGAUCAAGAAAUUUACUUUUGGUCUCGAUUGGAUCCCUAAGAAGCUUGAUGUUUCUAUAGACAUGCCAGAUCUUCUGGACAUCAGUCACCUCCGAGCAACAGGCCUUCAACCAGGAGAGGAGGAACUUCCAGACAUCUCUCCACCUGUGAUCAUUCCCAGUGACCCCAAAGGUACUGCCUACUACCAUGAGGAUUCCUACCUCCACACCAUUCUCCAUCACAACUCCCCAGAUUUUGAUGAAUCCUCCGUGAUGCAGCUAGCAGAGAUGGGGUUUCCGUUGGAAGCAUGCCGAAAAGCCGUGUACUAUACUGGCAACAUGGGUGCCGAGGUGGCUUUCAACUGGAUCAUUGCACACAUGGAAGAACCAGAUUUUGCAGAGCCUUUACCCAUCCCUGGCUAUGGGGGAACGGCCUUUUCGCGAACAGGAGGGUCAGGAGGUCCUCCAGGGUUGGAUAAUCAGCCUCCAGAAGAGAUGGUAGCCAUAAUUUCCUCUAUGGGAUUUCAGCGGAAUGUAGCUCUUCAGGCACUACGGGCAGCAAAUAAUAACUUGGAACAUGCAUUGGAGUGGAUCUUUAGUCACCCUGAACCAGAGGAAGAAACUGAAGUAGCUUCUGAGGUCAUGACUAUAGAAAAUCAUGUGAAUGCUAACAUCCUUGCAGAAUCUGAUCCGGAAGGACCCCGGAUUAAAGAUGGACCAGGAAGAUAUGAACUCUUUGGCUUCAUCAGUCACAUGGGAACAUCCACCAUGAGCGGCCAUUAUGUUUGUCAUCUGAAAAAGGAAGGAAGGUGGGUUAUCUACAACGACCUUAAAGUUUGUGCCUCGGAACAGCCACCCAUAGAGCUAGGAUAUAUUUACUUCUAUCACAGGAUACCAAGUUAGACCUCACUAUGUUCUCUGGCCUUAAGAAGCCAUAAGCCUUUUUAUUCUGCCAAAAAUGUGUUUCAAGUAAGCAAACCCCCCCCCCAAAAAAAAAAGAAAAAAAAAAGAAAAGCAAGAAGGAAAAUAUUUGGUCCUAUUUAUAGCUUAAAUCAGGAUAAUUCAAUUGAUGCCUUCUUAAACCUUGUAGAGGAGAGCUUUCUAUUGAAUGAUGAUGCAUUGUAGGAUUUUAAAGUGUGUCUACAUUUUGUGGAGACCUUAAGACUGUUCUGACCACUAGCAGAGGUUGUAGCAAACAUCCAGAGAACACAAAACUAUUCCUGCACUGAGAAGUUCCCAUCUUACUUUUAACCCUUAAGGAUUGAGGGUAGCGAAGCCGUUGCUUUGAACUAGGAAUUCAUCACUAUUCUGGAUGGAAUAUUUGCUAGCAUGAAAAGUUGCUUAUCUGGAGCCCUAAGUUUCCAAUUAAAAAGAGAGAAAAAAAGCUGUAAGACCCCAGAAUAUUUUGCAGACUUCAGAGCUUGAAAUUAAACCUAAUUAUUGAAGCCAAGGUGACUUAUAUUGUGUCCCAAUACAGUCUGAAUGGUUGUUUUUUUUCAUUUGGGAUUUGAUCACAUGCCAUGUUUUAUUUUAUUUCUGUACCGGAUGAUUGAUGGUCCUAAAGUUCUUCAUCUAAGAAAGUGCCCAUUUCAUUCCCUGCAAUGAAUCAGUGUACACACAUAUGCGUUUAUCUGCGCAAAUGUUUAUGAGGGCCUGUGGAUCGAUAAACAUCAGAAUGGCUAUUUUCCCUCCUCUGUUACGAAUUGCAAAUAAAGUUUGAAACAUGCAUCAUAGAAAUGCAUGGCAAAUGG